AUAGGAACCGUGUUUUGAUAUUUAUAUUAAUCAGCUGACUGGCAUAUUAUCACAGACUAUUAUUCCCAUAUCAGACGUAAGUACGUAUUUUCAAGCAGUAUAAAGUAUUAACUAUAAAGUAUUGCAGUCUGCAGUGAAAUCAGUCGACACUCCACACAAAUUUCUAUAUAAUAUUUAAAUAAAUAAUAGGUAUUAGUACAUAAUAAAUUAUAAUUUAUACCAUAGAAUUCUGUGAUUUUCAACGUAAACUGGCUAAAAAAAUUUUUUAUACGAAAAUGGUAGCCUGUACCAUUGCCAUAAAAAAAUCAAAGUAAUUAUUUGAACAACAACAAUAUUAUGUAUUGUAAUUUUUAAGUUUCGUUGAGCGUAGCCUUUGCAAAAUAUGUCUUUCAAAUAGACUUUUCAUCUUUGCAUUGUACUGUAAUUGGAUUCAAUAGUAUGAAAACUUUAAUGUUCAGCUGUGGCCCAUACUGCACGUCAUCAGUUGUUUGACAACAAAAAUUGUAUGAGAAAUGUAUUGUGCCAAUGGCUUCAGGAAGCUGUGUGUUCAAACGCGCAGUUUGCACAUGCACCCGUAUGGAAAAUGUAAGCGAUUUUCGUACACCUAUCGCAUGCCUGCCACCGUCCAUUGGUACCGGUCUCCACUUGUGGUCAAUGGUGGAACUAGUCAUCUGCAGUCAUGCAAAAAGUAUUUCAGUGUUUCAACUGCCAACCGCCUUCCAUUCCCUCCAAUAGCAGCAAUAGUGUUGCGUCCAGUUGCCAAAUUUUUUGCUAUGAUGUUAGGAAUACGAAUACGCCGCUGGUGGACAAAGCUGAGUGCAAAAGAGAAACAACAGUUCUGGUACAACGUACACAAACGUCGGAAGCAAAUAACUGCUGCCAUAGCUAGUGCCAUUGGUUUGUUUCUCGUGUACUGUGCUGCUCACAUGGAGUUCGACCCAAUAACUGGUAGACGUCGGUUAAUUCUUUUUACACAUCAACAAAUGGAAGAGUUGGCGAAUUCAAUUGCCAAAGAAUUGUUGAGUGAAAACCAACAAGCUGUGUUAAAUACAUCACAUCCUCUUUACAAGCGAGCUUUAUCCAUAGCAAUGCUGGUAAUCAAAGCCAAUAAGCCAUUUGACCUCUUAAAAAAUCGAAAAUGGUCUCUGGUAGUUGUCAACGAUCCAAGAAUUAACGCUAUGGUUUUGCCAAAUGGCAUGAUAAUAGUCUUCACAGGGUUACUAUAUGCAGCUAAUGACCAACAAGUAGGUGUUGUCUUGUCACAUGAAAUUGCUCAUUGUUUUCUUGAUCAUCAUGCAGUACGUUUGAGUAGAGAACAUUUACUUGAAAUACUUUGGCUUAUACCGCUGACCAUAAUGUGGGCUGUGUUUCCAAUGCCAGAAGCUAUUUUGUGUUACGUAUUCGGUCAUUAUUUUAAAAGUAUAGCAAUGUUAUUGCCCUAUGAACGUGACCAGGAAAUCGAGGCUGACAAGUAUGGCUUGAUGCUAGCAGCCAAUGCGUGUAUUGAUGUUCGUCAGGCGCCAAUUUUCUGGAAGCGAAUGGAAAAGCUAGAUCCAAAUAAUAACGAAACAUGGUGGUUGUCCACACAUCCGACUCACAGCAAACGUGUCAAAUAUAUUGAAGACCUUUUACCGUAUGCAUUACAAUUAAGACAACAAAAUGGAUGUCCGUCCUUAGAUAGAAGUUACUGGUCAAGAUUCUCAUUGUUUUAACAAUUAAAAAUUUUUGUCCAAAAAUUAUAAAUUGCUUAUAACAAUAAUAUGGUGCUUUUUAUUAUAUACAUUGAUAAACACAAUGUUGUCAUGAAUUAUGAUCUUAGUAUUCUGAUAAUUCAUUUGUAUUCAUAAUUUAAACUAAUGUUACCAUAA
This is a messenger RNA of Acyrthosiphon pisum (pea aphid), 1868 nucleotides long. Its product is annotated as metalloendopeptidase OMA1, mitochondrial. Gene Ontology annotation, biological process: protein quality control for misfolded or incompletely synthesized proteins; mitochondrial protein processing. Gene Ontology annotation, molecular function: metalloendopeptidase activity. NCBI's taxonomy places the organism in Eukaryota, Metazoa, Arthropoda, Insecta, Hemiptera, Aphididae. The record is from RefSeq and is a predicted model, not a curated record. The coding region runs from base 513 to 1712 and encodes 399 amino acids. Gene Ontology annotation, cellular component: mitochondrial inner membrane. The transcript has 2 exons.